This is a messenger RNA of Triticum aestivum (bread wheat), 1100 nucleotides long. RefSeq lists its product as uncharacterized. Gene Ontology annotation, molecular function: protein binding. The record is from RefSeq and is a predicted model, not a curated record. The transcript has 2 exons. The coding region runs from base 142 to 660 and encodes 172 amino acids. Lineage: Eukaryota; Viridiplantae; Streptophyta; Magnoliopsida; Poales; Poaceae.
ACAAAGUAUCCUCCAUUUCGAAACCAAGGGGGGUAUAUUUUCAUUACAUGCUUGUCACCUCUGAGUUACAAGUAUUGCUACUAUCCACUUGUUAAUACCAUCAUAUCUGAAGACCUCUGCCUGGUUAAUUUCAGAUUAAAAAUGACGAGGCAUACAGUUUGCAAAAGAACAUCCUCAAACCAUAUCCAUGGGAAACCAAUCACGAAUGCAAGAUCAAACAUUAAAUUGGAAGACCUUCCACAGGAUGUGCUCUGCACAAUUGUAUCAAAGUUGCCUCCUAAAGAGGUCUCAAGGGCUAGUGUUUUGUCAAGUAAUUGGAGAUAUAUCUGUGCUACUUGUUGCUAUAAAUUAUGUUUCACUGUUCCUGCUGGGUAUCCCCAUCGUAUUCUUGAAAGAAAAGAAUACUGCCAACGUAUGCAGGAAUUCAUCAAUAAUGUUAACGCGGUAGUAAGAAAUUGCCAUGGCAAGUUGAUUGAAGAAUUCAAUAUAAAAUUGCAGUUUGACAACAUGUUCGUUGAUCAUCUGAAUGAUUGGGUUAAUUUUGCGGUGUCAGCACAGAUAAGGAAGAUAGCUUUCUACUUAGAUCCAAAUAAACUGGGGCUUUGGGAUCCUGAUCAUUACGAAUUUCCAUUUCACCUCUUGGAUAGUGAAAGCAUAUAACGUCUAGAGUGCAUUCAACUUAGCUUUGUAUCUUUGAGACCACCAUCGGAAUUCAGUGGUUUCCCAAGCUUAAGAAAGCUUGACCUAGAAUUCGUGGAUAUCACUAGAACGGAUCUUGAAGUUAUAUUGUCCAAUUGCUGUUAUCUUAAAUGGUUAAGCCUAGUCAGAUGCUACCUGAAUGACGAGCUAAAGUUGGAUCGUCCAUUGCCCAACCUUCGACACCUAGCAGUUGUAUGGUGUGACAUAACCAGGAUAGAACUUCCAAUUCUGAAACUGGAUACAUUUGUAUAUCAUGGACACAUUGUUCCAAUUGUUAUAAAUCGAGAUUCCAUGUUUGAAAAUGCACAACUAUGGCUCUUCAAGGCAAAUUUCGAUGAUGCUGUCAGUGUAGUUCUCAAUGGUAUUCCGAGGGUGCAAAAUCUGACGCUACAAAUUUUGAA